AUGGUAAGGAAAUAAAUAAUUGCUUGAAAAAUAUUUUUUUGAGAAUGCGUCGUUAUGGCUUCUAGUACUAGGCACGAUUUUUCAUGCUUUUUGCGGAUUUUCGAGUGAUGCAAGCGAGUUUUUCCUUUUGAAGGAAGCCGGGAGAGACUAUGCUUAUGUUUCUCAGGUUAACUGUCUCAAAAUGUGAGCUCUACCAAGAAGAGUAUUUUAGAAAAAAAUAGAAUAUGGACGUCAAAAAGCUCGAGAGAUGUUCUACACGGGCUGGGACAGCUAUAUGCGGUACGCAUAUCCGGCCGAUGAGCUCGACCCCAUCCAUUGUACUGGGAGAGGUGCCGACCAUCAGCAUCCGUGAGCUGGUUUUUUGUUCGAAAUGUCAAAAAAUUUUGCGGCGUUGAAGAGUUUUAUCUCUGGGAAAAGUCCAGACGGGCUUUUUCUUGGAGACGAGAUGCAAAAGUUUUCUUAUGAUCAUGAGAAAGUCGAAAAUUAGUGUUUGAAACUUCUUGUUUGUCCUUUUUUUUUGCGUAUCGGUCUUCGAAUCAGCUUUUCACCAUAUUUCGAGGAUUUUCCUCUUCUAGAUGGCUUCGAUAUUUCGGCGCUUUUCAGUACCUUAAGACGAGCUAUAGCCAUUUUUAGAGGGGGUUUUCUCUGAUUUUGUUCAGUUUCUUAACAACUUUUUUUUGAAAAUUUUUCAUUCUUGGAAGGACCUUUUUUGAAAAAAAUUCGUGAAAAAAAGUGGCUAGGGAGGCUUUUCCGAGCUUUUUUUUUUUUUGAAAAGCUACGUUAGGUCCUCCCGGACCUUGUCCGUGUCUGGGGAUUCUCUUGAAAGCAACUUUUGAUUUGAAAAUUAAAAAUGUUCUUGCGAAUAUGUCGAACAAAAUAUUAUUGCCCAAUUGUUUGUAAAUGCCUCAACCAAUCAAAGUGUGAGAUAUAGAAAGGUAAUUGAAGUUUGGGCAGUAUGAAAAAUAAUAUUGAUCUUUUUUCAGGGAGAAUAUCAACAUCAAUGAUGUCUUGGGUGAUUAUUCGCUAACUCUUAUUGAUUCUCUCGACUCUUUAGUUGUUUUCGGUAAGUUUUCUUCAUGAACGAAAUCCUAACGUGAGCUCUACUGCAGUAAAAUCAUGAUUUUUUGAUUUCUAAGGACAAAAACUACUAAAGAAAUCUCAAAUUUAAAAGGGGGGGGGAUUUAGGAUAAGAAAUAGAACUGCUCGAUUUAAUUCAGCCCCUAAAAAAAGUCUUUGUUUUCACCCUCGAAGAUUUCAGGCGAUACUGCUGAAUUCAAGCGAUCGGUAAGGCUUGUCAUCGACAACGUCUCUUUCGAACGCAACACGACGGUCCAGGUUUUCGAAGCGACUAUUCGGUUAAUCAAAAGCGAUGUCGAAUAAGUUCGAUUGACGGUUUCAGGGUGAUCGGAGGUCUUCUAUCGGCUCAUAUGAUCGCCUCGGAUUCCGAGAAAACUUUCGGCGAUUUUUACAUCGACGACUACGAGGGAGAGCUGCUGACAAUGGCACACGACCUCGCGACGCGGCUUCUUCCUGCCUUUGAAGGCACCGCCACUGGUAUUUUCUGUUUAUUUUUUGGAUAGGAUUUUUCAAGCUCACCAAACGGAAGAUCAACUCUUCAUUCAUAUCAUGAUUCAGCAGGGUAUCUUCUCUGAAGACUGGAUAGACUUUUGUUUGUAGUUUGGUAACUAGAACCGUAUUUGGAUGAAUCCUGAAAUGCGUCAUUCUGAAAUAAGAUUUGAGUGACCUUUUUCAUUUUUCAUUUGUGCGGUGCUUCUUUGAGUUUUCUUGGAAGAAAAAGUAGUUAUUAAGAAAUUUUUAUCAGAAAAACGGAAUAUUGACAUUCUCCAAAAAUGCUUAGGAGGUUGGGCUCAAGGGCUUCAAUUUUUUCGAUGCGUUCUGAUGUUUCCAAGGUAAAAAGCUUUGGAUCAUGUAUUGCCCCUUCACGGACUAGGAAACAUACAGGCGUGCCUGUCUGCGUCUGCCAAUCAGGCACUCUCUCUUUUUAUUUGUCCCAGGACUUUUUUCGAUAGCUGAAGCCAGAAGUCAGUAUGUACAAAAUUUUUCAAUCCUCAGAGAAAUUCAACGGAAGUGUAUAGUUUUAAUAUACCCAGUGUCGUGAAGUCCUUGAUAACUGUGGGUCAGUCUUAAAAGUUAUCGUAAAAAAUAAGAACGGUUUUUGGACGAUUUUUAAAUUGGUCUGCAUGGUACGAUUUUGGUUUCUUAAGAGGGCUGUUCUUGGGGUUAGAAGACAUUUUUAGUUUUGUUUUAUGAUCACCAGUGCAUUCUCUCGAGUCCAAUGUUUCUUUCCGUACAUUCUCAUUUUGGAGGUAUACCUUACACGCGAGUGAAUCUGCAACGCGGAGUUUUGCCUGGCACUGUCAAUUUGACUUGUACGGCUGGCGCGGGGUCUCUUCUUCUCGAAUUCGGUUAGAGAUUCUCCCUUUUUGACUCUUUUCCUCUCUUCUUUGCUAGAAAAAAAAAACGAAAUUUAGGAGUUUUGUCUCGACUUCUUGGAGAUGAAACUUUUGAAAACCUGGCCCGCAAAGUCAACAAAAAGUUGUGGUCUUUGAGAAAUCCAACUACGGGACUUUUCGGUUUAUAAAACCAUUUUUCCAAGGAGAAAAGUAGUUAUUUUUUAGGAAAUCUGGUUAAUAUUCAAACCGGUGAUUGGGUCGAUUUUCAUGCUGGUCUUGGAGCCGGCCUGGAUUCCUAUUACGAGUACUUGCUCAAAGGUUUUUCUGAAAAAUAUAAGUCGAAGGCUCUUUUUUUCAGCUUACAUCUUACUUGGCGAUGUCAAAGAUUUUGAAAUGUUCGCUGCGGUUUUCGACAAAAUCAUCCUCUACAUGCGUCGUGGGCAGUGAGUUAGAUUUUGCUGCGAAAAUGUUUUUUUUCAUUUUUCUAGAAGUUUUUCUUUGUACAAUGUCAAGAAAAAAAAAUUUAAUUUUUUAUUUUUUCGAGCUUUUUACUGAUUCAAGAGAAGACGAAUUUUUGGCCCUUUUGAGAGGUCGCUUAUCAGGACACGGGGAAAGUCAUUGUAAUUACAAAUUCUUUAAAAAGCUGACUGAAGAAGUAACUUAAGUAUACUCAGCAAUCUCUGAAAUUGGGAUUUUUAGGAAUUUCCGUAGUACAAAGUGGUUUAGCGAAUUCACACUCACAAGUAACGAGGAGAAAAGCUUCUUAUAAUUUGUACUUUUUGAAAGAAAUACAGUAGAUGGUUCACGACUGGCUUGAGCCAUCGGAAAAUGGGUCCUGACACGAUGAAAAAAAAAAGAUAGCGCCUGGUAGAGACAGGCCCUCUUACUGGGAACGUCAUUUCACUUCGCGGUUGGGAAUUUGCUGAAACUUUUCCGUAUCAGUUGUUAAUAAACAAGAUCCUGAAAGAUCCAACCUGCACAAUUUUCUAGUUUUUGAAAAAGAACACAAACCUAAAGUGACGGCUCAAAAACCGUUGGAGUACAUUAUUAUGGAGCCGACCCGUCAUUUCUCAGAAAUUAGGAAGUUAGAGACUUGCAGAAUAGUCUCCUGGUACAUCAAGGAGUUUUCUGACCAAUGUUGAAGAUUUCACAAACAAAAUGUCGAUUUUCUUUCCUAGUUACUACUGUCCAGAGCUAACCGAGGACCGGUUAUAGCGUAGUUUUAAGGAUGAAGUCGUGCUCGCAAUUCGACGGAGAGCCGCCAGUUUACGUCAACGUGGACUCCCGCGACGGGUCCACAAUUAACACCUGGAUGGACUCGCUUCAAGUUCCCUUUUCUCUGCGAUUUUUGAGAACUAUCAAAACUUCAGGCCAGUUUCUCCGGUCUCUUGGUCCUGGCAGGGUUCGUCGAAGAGGCCGUCUGCCACCACGCCUUGUACUACGCCGUUUGGAAAAAGUUUGGAGUUCUCCCAGAAAGAUACAAUUGGCGGUCCAAGUUUGGGAUUUGUCGGGUCUUUUCUAUAGAAGUUGUCGUUUAGAGAACCCGAUGUGAAUUUUUAUCCUCUUCGUCCGGAAUUCGCCGAAUCUACUUAUUUAUUGUGAGAUUUUUCUCUAUAUCGGAAACUCUCUAGCGGCUUUUUUUCAAAUUUUUAUCGCUCUUAUAGUUUCUUAGUUGCUGAAAAAUCAUUUAAAAUAAUCAGGGAAAUAAAAUUGAGCUGGAAUAAAAAGAGAAACCCUCCAAUGAAUUUUAAAACUGAAAAAAACACUUUUCGGCAAACGAAAGGUUUCUUUUUCGCUCUUUCAAAAUAAAAAAAUGUGAAGCCUGUAAAAUAUAAUUUUUUUCUAGUAUGAUGCUAGGGAAGUUGGUGUUGUGGAACUUUUCAAUUUUCGAUUUCUUUCCAGCAGGCGUUAUUUAGGUACUCUGCAACUAAGAAUCCGUUCUAUCUUCGUGUUGGACUCGAUAUCUUGGCCUCGUUGGAAAAAAUUACAAAGGUGACUUUCGAUGCUACAGUCAAACAUGUAUCUUGGAGGCCAUCAAAAUCAAAGUCUUAUUUCAAGGCUUACCAGAACUUUUCAGGAUUAGUUUUUAAAGAAAACUGAAUUAGUUAUGAACAGUUUUCAUAAACAUUUUCGAAAUAUCGGCAACUGUUAUUCAUUUGGAAACUAAUUGUUCAUAGGUUGAAUGUGGAUACGCAACGGUCCAUGACGUGAUUGACGGAAGUCUUGAGGACCGAAUGGAGUCCUUCUUCCUCUCGGAAACUAUGAAAUAUCUUUACCUGGUAGUUUUAAAUAAAAUGAAUCAUUAAAAGUACUUUUAUUCCAGCUUUUCGACUUGAAAAAUCCCAUCAACCGACACCAGAACUCGCUGUUAUUUUCCACCGAAGUCAGAAAUUCUUCCGUACUUCUGAAUGAAAAUCCGAGGUUUUCAGGGUCACAUUUAUCCGCUUUCUCAGCAAUUGAGAUCCAAAGCGAACGAGGAGAGUGAGAACACGUCGGCGAGAUGCAAUCUUUUUGGUGGUCCAGGUGGAAAUCGUGCUGUUUAUUAGUAUAAAAAGAACACUUGAAUCACUUAGAAGAUAUUCAGAAUAUUGAGUAGGAAAGUAAAAAGAUAAGAUAGGUGUGUGAAAGUUAGAAAAAAGCUUCGGAAAUUGAUCCAAGAGAGGGCUAAAAAACAUUAUUUGUAAUAUCUCUUCGAUUUUUUGUUUCACGCGUUUCUCAAAUCUUUCUAACCUUAGACUUAUCGAUUAAAAAAAUAAUUUAGCUUUUUUUCCUGCAGUGGAAUGUAAAUUUCGAUUUUUGUCUAUGCGGCUAGAAAUACAUUUGAAAGGUUCAUAAAAAAUGCCCUUAUUCUUUGAAAAAAAGAAAAAGUUGAAUGACAAAAAUAAAAAGUAGAAAAGUUGUAAUUUGACGAUAUUUCUUUCUCCAUAGAACUAGCUAUUAUGUGGAAAAUUGUUUAACUGAAUAUAAAACUUAUUUUUCGCUAAUUUUUGAGAGUGUCAUUCACAUUCAACACCAAGAAAGGAUUUUAUCAAUCAAAAAAAAAGAAAAAAAAAGAAAGGUGUUUUGUUUCCAGAAAUAAAGCCCGUGAUGAACGAAACAUGCUUCUCAGCCGCUCGUUUUCGAAAAGGACUGCCUCCUUUAAAUAAUUUCCAGUUUCGACGUAUUUUUGACACUGUAGGGGUGGAUUCUUCAGCUUGGCUUUAAUUUCCCAAGACUCAUUCUCAGGAAUUUUCGAAUUCUAUUGUACCCUGGCUCACUGUCGCUUAUAUUGUUUCUAGCUCGAUUCGUUAUUUUCAUUUCUACUCAUUUGUUUCUUACGUUGUUCUGGGUUGCCUCUUCUAAGGGUUCAUAUCUUUCUUGGAUUCUGUGAUUACUCUGAAAUUUCAGUUAACUCUUCUGCCUUGUGUUACACUUAUACGGUUUUCAGAGAGAGUUGAUUAUAAAUAAUCUUAUCAUCAUGUUCUUGUUAAACUUCAUUCUCCGAUUUAGCACGGUUGAAAUAAUUGGAAGAUUAUGAUCUCAAUAAGGUAGAACGGACAAGUGAGAAUAUUUCUUUUUGAACAAAAAUGAUUGAAUUUUGAAAGCGCUCAAAGUUUUGAACAUGUAUUUUAACUUUUUUAUAGUGAACUUAUCACAUGUUUGCGGAAAUUAUUUUAACACGGAAUAAGUUUUUUAUUAUUUUGUCUUGCUCCGAAAUUGGAAAAAGAGGCGUUUUCAUUCAAUGAAAUACUAGUUCAAUAGAGCAAACUUGAAUAAAUUUUUCAUCAUCGAUUUCCAAAAUAAUCAAGAUUUUUUUAUGGCGCGUUCAGGAGCAAAACGCGAAAUUUUUCGAAAUUCAAAAGAGCGUUCACAGCGAUACUUCGAAAUUAGCGAAUUUCGAUUUUUGAGAUAAUUUUGAGAAAUUUCAAAAAAUAGCGAGAAAAUCGGUUUCGCGCGAAAUUUACGGUAUAUUGACAUUUUCUUGUGCCAAACGCAGUUUUUUUUUUCUUUUUUUUUUCUUUUUUAGAUAAUUUUUUUCUUUUAUUUUUCAAUUUUCAACCCGUUCAAAGUUAUUGAUUUUAGAAAUAGUACGAAUGAAAGCCUUGUUAAUUUUUUCGACUGUCUGAACUCAAAAAAAGUUCAAUUUUUCUCAAAUUUCGAAUUUUUCGUGUUUAUUUUUUUUACAACGGAUGUAUCAGAGCGUUUGAAGUUGCAGGUCUCCAAACUAUGGCGGGUAUUGGAUUACCGAAAGUGCUAAAGUUGAAAAAAAGGUUAAUUUUUCAUUCAAAAAAACUUUUUUUCGCAGUUAUUUUUUUACAAUUUUUUUGAUUAUUUUCACAUUUAGACUCGUUAGGGAGGCACGAGCGGCUCGUGUGAAGGUAACGCAAAAUUUUCGUCUCUACAGUCAAGCAUAAAUUCGUGAGUUCUCUUAUUCUUCGAUGUUAUUUUCUUUCAUUUUCAAUAUGUCUUGUCAAUAUGUCUUGUUCAGUUGUAAACGAAAAAUGAAUACCACGGUUCAACCGAUGGUAUGAAAAAAAGAACAGCAAAAAUUCGAACGACCACUUUUCCGAUUAUUUCAUAUCGCUAGGGAACUUUCCGACUAAUCUUUUAUCGAAUUUUCUUCUCAAUAAACUUUUCGUUUUAAAUAUCCCUAUAUAAAGUAGGCAAGUUAUUCAUGUUUAAAACACAAAAAAAUAGGAAAAAAUAUGUUGAUAGAUGUUUUAUAAACAGAAAAAUAUAAGGGAAAAAAGUCGGAAAGGGAUCCGUCGGAGAGGUGGCCGUCGGAAAGUUCCCUAGCGAUAUGAAAAAUUCGGAAAAGGGCGACUUUUGUUUGAAUUUCUGCUUGUGUUUUUUUCAUACCACCGUUCAACCAGCUUUCCCUUUCUGGAAAAAUUUCUUCUGCUUACAGACCUAGACGAACGGUUUACGAAGGACUCGCCGAAAGACUACACGUGAAACUUGGAUCUUUCCUUAUGGAACUUUUUUUCUAA
Messenger RNA from Caenorhabditis auriculariae, 7384 nucleotides. The record is from the annotation of a GenBank genome assembly. Lineage: Eukaryota; Metazoa; Nematoda; Chromadorea; Rhabditida; Rhabditidae.